AAAAAAAAAAAAAAAAAAAAAAAAAAAAAAUGCAGUCUAGAUGCUACGAAAAUAUUGAGGAAAGUACCAGAGAGUGUACAGUUUCAUGUUGAUAUUUGCCUCAGUUUAAGGUUCACUGGUAUUUUAUUGAUCUUUUAAGGCAGACCAUGGGGUUGUGCAAGUGUCCGAAGAGGAAGGUUACGAACUUGUUCUGCUUUGAACAUCGUGUCAACGUUUGUGAACACUGUCUUGUAUCCAAUCACAAUAAGUGUAUUGUGCAGUCAUACCUACAGUGGCUACAAGACAGCGAUUACAACCCAAACUGCAGCCUGUGCAGCCAGCCCUUAGAUUCCCAGGAUACUGUUCGACUGGUUUGUUAUGAUUUAUUCCAUUGGUCUUGUCUGAAUGAGCUCGCCUCCCGUCAGCCCCUCUACACAGCACCUGCUGGGUACCAGUGCCCAACGUGCCAGGGUCCUGUGUUCCCACCCCCAAACUUGGCCAGUCCUGUUGCAGACAUGCUGAGAGAACAACUGUCCUCUGUCAACUGGGCUAGAGCAGGACUGGGCCUUCCGCUGAUUGAAGAGCCACCAAAGAGUGAGGAAACUACACAUGACAUUACGUGUUACUCUGAAUGGUCAUCUUUUGAGACCCCUGUAAUGGAUGUAACUUUGUCAAACACCACACCCACCAGUCUACCACCCCAUCAGGAUGUGGAGCACAUGCACAAAAAUGGAGAAGUGAGUGCCCAGAAUCACUCUGUCAUCAAUAUGAGUACCACCUCUACCACCGAUACAAUCACCAUUAACACAGCUAUAUCCCCAAGAAAGGUGUAUGAUACACGGGAUUCAGGACACAGUGCAGUGAUGCAGAUUGACUUUGAUGAUGAUAAAUACCGCAGACGGUCUGCCCUUAGCUGGUUUGCACAGGUUCUAAAGAAUCGUUCGGGCACUAAAAAAAAGGCCCUCACACUGAAACAGCGAAUCUUCAUGUUGCUGUUGGUUGGAGUGAUUGGUUUCUUUACCCUCAUCAUAAUCAUGGCCAAACUGGGUCGGGCCUCAGCUGACACAGAUCCAAACCUGGAUCCCAUGCUGAAUCCCAACAUCAGGGUAGGCAACAUGUGAUGGAUCCACUUCCUGUUAAAACUCUGUGAAUUCAGCCUGCAGUUUGACUAAACAUGAUUUGGAAAUGCUGGAGAAAGAAUGUUCCUCAGAAUUCUGGGACUAGUGUGAAAAUACAAAUGUUUGGACUGUGGGAGGGAAGUGUGACUUGGUGGUCCCCCAUAAAGAAGAUGAAGAUGGUCAAGAAGUUGUUGCACAACAAAUCUCAGAUUUCUCCUAAGUGAAAUUAUAUAGGCUCUAUAAUUGUGCAACUGUGUAUUAUUAAGCUCUGUAAUUCUCCCUUGCAUUUGUAAAAUUGGGGUAAAAGAUUUUAUGUCACUGUUUGAAAUCUUUAUUUUAUUUUAUAUUUUAUUUUUUUGCAUAGAACUAUUUAGGACCACGUGGAAUUGGUGGGGUUAUUGUUUCUCAGAGGUGUUAAAAUUUUGGUUAUCUAUUAAUUGCUAAUCAGUUAGCAAACCCAUGCUUGUAAGAAGGAUUUUGCAGAUGUAUACUUUUCUUUGCUGUUGACUAUAUAAACUGUAAAACUGAUUUACUAAAGCAUCUUAAAAACUGUUUUGGUUGGCAUGCUUUAGUUGAACUAUUUUGAUUAAAAUGAGUCAUAUUUCAUCCAAAAGUUAUGCAAUACACUGUGACAUUUUUGUUGUGCCAAUAAUAUUCUCCCCUUAUAUUUUGAUUUACUGUCAGUGUUGGGGAAAGUUACUUUUAAAAGUAAUGUUACAAUAUUGAGUUACUCCCACUUAGUUACUUUUUAUGGAAAGUAAUGUAUUACUUUUGCGUUACUUUUUAAAUCUGGGCAGGGCUUUCUUGUUUGUUUUUAAUAUUAAAAAGUUCUAUUUUUGGCAAAUGUAAAAGCCUUUUCACACCAAAAGCCUUAGGCUUUGAGAAAAGUGAAUUCAUGUCUGUACAGUAGACUGCAGAAGAAUAAAUAUCAACUCUUCAGCAAUAUAAAAAAGGAAAACAAAUGUUAGAUUAUCUUGAGUAAUUUUUGCUUAUUAGUAUGGUUGAAUUGGAUCAUUGAAGGUCGCCAUCAAAGACAUUGGUUAAUAAAAUGGUAUUAAAUGCAUAAAGAAUAUUUGUAUUAACAUCAUAAAUUAUUUCAGGUUUGCGUCA
Molecule: messenger RNA, 2207 nt
Organism: Labeo rohita (rohu)
Lineage: Eukaryota; Metazoa; Chordata; Actinopteri; Cypriniformes; Cyprinidae
Gene: zfpl1
Product: zinc finger protein-like 1
Exons: 8
Coding region: 147-1100 (317 amino acids)
Cellular component (GO): Golgi apparatus
Source: RefSeq, a predicted model, not a curated record